CUCGGGGAACAUGGCGACUACCUUGGAAAAUGAAAUGGAAGUAGACAACGAAGAUUAUUAUUCUUUGCUCAAUGUCAGGAGGGAGGCCACUUUAGAAGAGUUAAAAUCAUCUUACAGGCGGCUCUGUAUGCUCUACCACCCUGACAAACACAGAGACCCUGAACUGAAGAGACAGGCAGAGCAUCUCUUCAACUCUGUCCACCAAGCAUAUGAAGUUCUCAGCGACCCGCAGUCUCGAGCCAUUUAUGACAUAUUUGGAAAAAGAGGCUUGGAGGUGGAAGGCUGGGAGGUGGUGGAGAGGAAGAGAACCCCUGCAGAGAUCCGGGAGGAAUAUGAGCGCCUGCAGAGGGAGAAAGACGAAAGAAGACUCCAGCAAAGAACAAACCCCAAGGGGACGAUAAGUGUGGGUAUAGAUGCGACAGAGCUCUUCGACCACUACGAUGAGGAUUUCGAGGAUGCUCCGGGAGGAGGUUUUCCCCACAUUGAGAUCAACAGGAUGCACAUUUCCCAAUCCAUUGAGGCACCCCUAACCAAUACAGAUACCGCUGUCCUUUCUGGCUCUUUAUCGACACAUAAUGGCACCGGGGGAGGAACUAUAAAUCUGUGUGUCCGCCGUGUGACCUCAGCCAGGGGCUGGGGAGAGCUGGAGUUUGGCGCAGGGGACAUUAGAGGACCUCUGUUUGGGAUGAAAGUCUUCCGCAAUGUUACUGCACGCUGUUUUGUGACUGGGCAGUGUGGACUGCAGUUCUCCUCACGUGGCGUGAGACCAAAUGCCUCAACAAUGAUGGCCCGGCACUUGGACCAGAAAACUAUGGGCUACUUGCAGUGGCGCUGGGGAAGCCAGUCUGCAAUGACGACGAGCAUUGUCAGGGACACCCAAACCGGCCAUUUCACCCUGGCUUUGCAGCUUGGAAUUCCUCAUUCUUACCUGAUGAUGAGUUAUCAGUACAAAUUCCAGGACGAAGAUCAAACCAAGCUUAAAGGUUCCAUCAAGACCGGGUUCUUCGGCACUGUGGUUGAAUACGGAGCUGAACGAAAGAUCAGUCGCCACAGCGUUCUUGCUGCAACCGUCAGCAUUGGCGUACCCCAAGGAGUCUCUCUCAAAAUCAGGUUGAACCGAGCCAAUCAAACCUACCUCUACCCCAUUCACCUGACCGACCAGAUAUUACCCAGCGCUGUGUUUUAUGCCACUGUGGGCCCACUGGCCUUCUACUUAGCAGUCCAGAAGCUUAUUAUUAUGCCUUAUGUACGAGCCCAGAAGGAACAGGAUCUGGAGAAACAGAAGGAGGAUUCUGCUUCAGAAACUGCCCGCAGGAAGCAAGAGGCUGAAGCCGCUGUUCUGCUGAUGCAAGAGUCAGUGAAGAGAAUCAUUGACGCAGAGGAAUCUAAAAUGGGUCUCAUCAUACUAAAUGCCUGGUACGGCAAAUUUGUGUCGGACAAUAGUCAGAAGCAUGAGAGGGCAAAGGUCAUUGAUGUGACUGUCCCGCUGCAGUGUUUAGUGAAAGACUCUAAACUCAUUCUUACAGAGGCUUCCAAGAGCGGUUUGCCGGGGUUUUAUGACCCGUGUUUCGGAGAGGACAAGAGCCUCAAGCUGCUGUAUCAGUUCAGAGGAGCGAUGCACCAAGUCCUGUCUGGAGAUACAGAUCCUCUUAACAUACCUAAACAAUCUCAUAAAAUACAACAAGAGACGUAGGAAUCUCCAGCACAUCCUGAGGGGAACUGACAGAUGAGAUCUGUGGAUAUACGGAGAUGUGAAGAACGUACCGGAGGACAGUCAGUCAUCGAGGGAUGCGAAGGGCUGCUCUUCUUCAUUUCAUGACGUCACCCAUCUAUCAUCUUUAUGUUGUUUGGUAACUUAAAUUCCCUUUACAAAGCUAACAACAAUGGUCAAGCACAGGAGCAAUGAACAAGUCUCUAGUUUGAAUCCACAUCAGUUUUACAAAAGGUCAAAUGGCAUAUUACAUCCAUCAGUAUCAAUCAGUGUUAAUCCUACGUGUAUUAUCUGAAAGUUUACCAUAAAUAAACUCUUAAGAAAAGCACAUUCCCAGACAUGUGGUUCUGGUUCAUUGAACAGCCUGUGACUUUAUAACUGUAGCUUCUGAUCUCUAUAUGUUUUGAUUGAUAAUUAUAUACAGAGAUUUCUGAAUGUUUGGAUUCUGGGCCUAAAUACAGUGAAUCUCAAACAGAAAUCCGUUCUGUGGCAGAUGUUCAACGUUGCUGAAUGAUUUGUUUUAGAAGAACAAUCUUUUCUGACCGGGGCGUCAUGAUCUCAUUUUAUCCCAGAUUAGUGAGACAAAACGAGAAAUGUUAUUUAUGGCCAUUGUGAUAAUAUUGGAUUUUCAGGUGAAUCUGAUUAUGCACGUUCGGUUCAUUCUACAUUCCCAAUAAUGCAAGAUAUUUGUGCAAAAUGUGUUUAAAGGAAUUUGUACACUUUUGACAUAAUGAUUGAUUUCUGAUGACUGACAUUGGAAAAUAAAAUCUUUGUGAUCGUUAUUAUAACUAUACAGGUAUGUUAGUCAGCAAGCUACAUAUCCAAAUAGAUUUUUUUAAUGAUUGUCAAAAUUAUUUUGUGUGAUGGGUUGUAAAAUAUGACACAGACAUUUCUUGACCGUUGAUUGAACCAUCAACAUGAUUCUUCCCUAUAUAGUCAAGCCAUAUCAAGGGCAGCUGGACAGUUUUGACUCAUUUGUAAUUGAAAAUGCAUUAUUUAUUUUGCAGAAUACUACAUUGUGGUUUUCUCUGUAUUUGCCCGAGAGCAGCUUGCUCUUGCCCACUUCUCUAUAACUGAGCAGCAAAGAGUCUAAAGUAUUACACAAAUUGAUUUCGAGGUAAGUAAAAUGGCUAUUAUUGAUUUUUUUUGGUUCACGGGGCAUUUAUUGACAACUGAAUGAGAGGUUUUAACAGAGUAUGUUUUUGUUUUAUAUUUAAAACAAACCUGCUCCCUCUUUAAUGUGUCAUUUAUGUGUCAUGAUGUCUCCUGGUGUCCUUGGUUUCUUUAUUUAUCAUUGUGCAAUUGAUGCAUUUGUAUUUAUUUGCAUGAUGUAUUUAUUUGUGACAGUCAAAGUUUGUUCAAUGGCAAGAUCCAUUUUGCUGUUGGAGUACUGGAGUCAUACCAUGAACCUUCUGCUUUGAAAGAGUUAGAGAGAAAUCCUGCCAGGGAUCUAUUCAGUACAUUAACUCUUGAGUAAUAGUCCGUGUCAUCAUUUGGUGUGAUUUAAACAUGAAUGCCUGUUAACAUUCUCUGGUUUGUUAUGCAGUACAUUUACCUUGCACGUCUCCUGAAGUUUUUAGUGUGACUUAUGUAUAUGUAAAUGGCUAAUACAAGCCAUGUUUCACAACUUUGUAAGAAAAUAGAAUUACAUUCUUAUCUGAUGCAAAACCUUACAAAUGUAUUGUUGUUGUCAACCUGAAGAAUAAUUUAAACAUUAAAAAGUGAAGCAGCCUACAAGCUGUCUGAACUUAUUGUCUUUAAGAUA
Messenger RNA from Triplophysa dalaica, 3476 nucleotides. It is a transcript of the gene dnajc11b, whose product is annotated as dnaJ homolog subfamily C member 11. The transcript has 16 exons. Lineage: Eukaryota; Metazoa; Chordata; Actinopteri; Cypriniformes; Nemacheilidae. The record is from RefSeq and is a predicted model, not a curated record. The coding region runs from base 11 to 1693 and encodes 560 amino acids. Gene Ontology annotation, biological process: cristae formation.